Bursaphelenchus xylophilus (pine wood nematode) is the source of this 1520-nucleotide messenger RNA. The record is from the annotation of a GenBank genome assembly. NCBI's taxonomy places the organism in Eukaryota, Metazoa, Nematoda, Chromadorea, Rhabditida, Aphelenchoididae.
AUGACGUCAUUUCUCAAAUCAGCAAUAUUGAUUGGCAUAUUAUCCAUCGUUGUUUCCGCCGAAUUGGAGCAAGCGGUUCGUGUUGUCCGAUUCCGUGUCGACUACCCCAACGCGGACUUGUCUCAACUCUCCAAGUAUUCGAAUUGGGCCACGAUUCUGCGCAAGAGUGUGCUGGCUUCAUUAAAAUUCGUCAACAAACAUUGGGAGGUUUGCGGGGAGGCGGAAAAGUUGGACAAGGUUGUGGGGUGAGUUUUAUGGUUUUUUGAGGCCAAAUUUUAUUAUAACCUGUGUACAACGAAACCUAUACAUAACAAACAAUUUAAAAUGUCUCUAGAGUCAUUUUUAGAUCAAAGUUUAGGUCUUCAUACAACGAAACCCCUCUAUAACAAAUAAUUUUUGAGGCCCUUGCGAUUUAUUGCACAGAGAUUUUACUGUAUGUAUUAGACUUGUCAUAGAAGAAGUAAUAGUUUAUUUGAACCUUCAUUUCGAGAGACUAUUGAAAAUCAGGAGAGACAGAGAGUCAGAAAAACUUGGUUUCGGCUGAAACUCCGUUAAAUUUUGCCAAAAAUGUACUGCCUUUUUGAAACCCUUGCAAUCUUAGCGACAAGUGUGAUGCUUAAAAUUCGGCGAUUAGAAUUAUUGCUUCAGCCUUUGCCUACUUGCUAUGUAUAGACUAUACGUAGGUUCCAAAAAAUUUUAGCGUAAUCGUUGCAGGUGCAGCUGAGAUAUUGAACGUUCAUUGCGAGCGAAAGAUUACGCAAAAUUGGGAGAGAGAUUAGAGACAAAAUAGUUUCAACCAGCACGAAAAGAAUUGAUUUUUCGAAAACUUUUUGUUUACCACAUGAAAAAAAAGGAACGACAAUUUUUCACACAUAAAAAUUCAUUAAAUUUUGCCCAUCCUAGGUCUGAAAAUCUCGGUUCUUUCUUCAAAGGCAGAGUUAAAAGUCAAAAAAAAAUAAUCGAGAUUUACACCAAGGUUCAUCAGAAUCUAAGACCAAAAAUUUGAAAAAUUCUCUUUCAAAUGUCAUCCAAAAAAUUCUCAAAAUUUUCUUAUGUUGCGUUGAAGCUAACCCUCACAUUUCAGAGCCCAAAACGAUUGCGGGAAGUUGCAAGUGACCGGGGAGAUUGUGGAAAACAACCACUACCGAAUCAACGCCACUUUCAUUGCUAACCGGUGAGCAAAAAGAAAGCCACUAGGGGCUGUCGGAAACGGCUACAGAGAAGUUUGAAAACAAAUAGAAAAUCUCAAAACCACUUCGAAUUUCAGCGACCCCAUCAAGAACACGAAAGUUGAAGCCACUUCAACCGUCUACGGCGUGAUUCAAAUCGGGCUGCGCGGCGGCAUUUUCCAAUACACGAAUGCGAUGAAACUGCUGGGAAAGCCGUCGCCAGUCCUCGAAUUCGAAGACGCCUACUUCUGUUAUCCCGAGUACGAGUUGGUGAAUGAAAGCCAAUGCAGAUUGAGACCGGAAAGUCGCCGGAGAAUCAGUCGGAACACGGUGAAACGAAGAGGACGUUGA